AUGGGUUGGCAAGUGUAUAUCGACGGGAGCCUUGUCGGCUCCGGCUGUUUUGACAAAGCUGCCAUCAUCAGUGCGGCGGGGGAUUCCAGUGAUGACAGUCCCGCAAAGGAUGAGGUCUUUGCAAGGGGACUGCGCAUUGACGGGGACAAUUAUUACCCAGUGCAUAUUGCGGACAACGAGCCUAUAUUGGCACAUUCUAGAGAUUCGGGUGUCGUUGUUGCUAAAACCAAGCAGGCCAUUAUUAUCGGCCAUUUCGGCAAGGGAAUGGACUCCAAAAACGCCCUAAGGACUGUCGAUUGCCUUGCGGACUAUUUGACGCAGCAAGGCCACUAG
Molecule: messenger RNA, 333 nt
Organism: Penicillium coprophilum
Lineage: Eukaryota; Fungi; Ascomycota; Eurotiomycetes; Eurotiales; Aspergillaceae
Product: profilin
Exons: 5
Coding region: 1-333 (110 amino acids)
Cellular component (GO): cell cortex
Molecular function (GO): actin monomer binding
Source: RefSeq, a predicted model, not a curated record